Messenger RNA from Phalaenopsis equestris, 1390 nucleotides. RefSeq lists its product as uncharacterized. The record is from RefSeq and is a predicted model, not a curated record. Bases 115 to 1125 code for a protein of 336 amino acids. NCBI's taxonomy places the organism in Eukaryota, Viridiplantae, Streptophyta, Magnoliopsida, Asparagales, Orchidaceae. The transcript has 2 exons. Gene Ontology annotation, cellular component: cytoplasm.
AUGUUUAAAGGAAGUGCUGUAAAACGUAAAAUUAUUCGUAAAUUUGUCUUGCGGGUCGUCAACGACCUUUUCCUUCUUCCCAAAUCAACUCCACGCCACUGCUAAAGUACUACAAUGGCCGCCGGAGCUACCAUCGGCGGUGGCUGCACUUACCUCGAUGCCUCCUCCCUCCGUUCCCUCAUCCCACCCUCCUCCCUCAUACCCCACUUCCUCUCCUCCCUCCCUUCCCAUGCCCCCGUGGUCACCUCCCCCGUUCGCCAAAGCUUCCCCAUCGAUCCAUCAACCUCCUCCUCGCUUCUCCUCAUGCCCUCCUGGUCCUCCUCACUGCUUCUACCAUACAUCGGCGUCAAGAUGGUCACUUCUUUUCCCCACAACACAUCCUUCGGCCUCCCCGGCAUCUCCGCCUCCUACGUCCUUUUCAGCUCUUCCACUGGCGCUGCCCUAGCCGCCAUCGACGGUACGGAACUCACCCUCCUCCGCACCUCCGCCGUCUCCGCCCUCGCCGCACGCUUCCUUGCGCGUGAUGAUGCUUGCGUUCUCGUCAUGGUCGGCGCCGGCGCACUCGCUCCUUACCUCAUACGUGCCCACAGAUUUGUUCGCCCGGGGAUCGAGAGGGUCAUCAUUUGGAACCGAUCGGCUUCCAAGGCACGUGAUCUUGUAAAACGGCUUAAGGAGGAAGAGGAGGAGAAAGAAGGAAGAAAUGUAGUUUUCGAGCAUGUAGAAAUAUUGGACACUGUGCUUGGAAUCGGUGAUGUGGUGAGCUGCGCGACUAGUUCGCAUGAUCCGAUUGUGAAAGGAGGACGUCUUAAGCCGGGCGCGCAUCUCGACCUGGUGGGUUCUUUCAGCCCGACGAUGAGGGAGUGUGACGACGAUGCUUUAGUGAGAGGAAGAGUGUUUGUUGAUUUCGAGCCGGCCAUGGCGGAGGCUGGUGAGCUGGUUGGCGCUUUCGAGAGAGGGGCUAUUUCCCGUAAGGAUGUGGUAGGGACGCUGGUGGAUUUGGCCAGUGGUGUGAAGGUUGGGAGGAGAAGUCUAGAGGAGAUCACCGUGUUCAAGUCCGUUGGAACUGCUGUGGUUGAUCUUCUUGCGGGGCAACUGGCUUAUGAGACUCAUAUCCGGAGUAAUUAACCUUCUGAAUCUGAUAUCGUGCCACUAUUUGUUUGAUGUUAUCUGGAGCAGGUUUGGAAGCCUAAUCUAGAUAAGGAGAUGUAUGAAGACCAAAGAGUUACUUCUUGUCCUGUGGGACUUUGUUUCUAGGGUUUAGGAGAGUCUUUAGGACUUUGAGGUUUCUCUUUAGGGUUCGCUCAAGAGGGUUUUUUUUCCUAUUUUUCUCUUUACAUGUUUUUUCAGUGACAGCUUGGAGAGUUUGUGAGGAGAAAUUGAGUGCACUUGU